Arvicanthis niloticus (Nile rat) is the source of this 1634-nucleotide messenger RNA. NCBI's taxonomy places the organism in Eukaryota, Metazoa, Chordata, Mammalia, Rodentia, Muridae. The record is from RefSeq and is a predicted model, not a curated record.
AUGUUGGAAGAUAUAAAGAUGGUGGAAGAUGUGGAAAUGCUGGAAGACAGGCAGAUGCUGGAAGCCCUGGAGAUGCUGGAAGACUUGAAGGAAGAUGUAGAUUUUUUGAAAGACAGAUUUGUGGAAGGUGUAGAUUUUCAGGAAGACAUGGAUUUUCAGGAAGACUUGGAUUUUCCAGAAGACGUGGAUUUUCAGGAAGUCUUGGAUUUUCAGGAAGUCUUCGAUUUUCAGGAAGUCUUCGAUUUUCAGGAAGUCUUGGAUUUUCAGGAAGACUUGGAUUUCCAGGAAGACUUGGAUUUCCAGGAAGACUUGGAUUUCCAGGAAGACUUGGAUUUUCAGGAAGACUUGGAUCUUCUGGAAGACUUAGAUUUUCGGGAAGACAUAGAUUUCUGGGAAGACUUGGAUUUGGAAGACUUUGAUUUUUUGGAAGACUUAGAUUUUCAAGAAGACUUGGAUUUUCAGGAAGUCUUGGAUUUCUGGGAAGACAUGGAUUUCUGGGAAGACAUGGAUUUUCAGGAAGACUUGGAUUUUCAGGAAGACUUGGAUUUCUGGGAAGACUUGGAUUUUCAGGAAGUCUUGGAUUUUCAGGAAGACAUGGAUUUCUGGGAAGACAUGGAUUUUCAGGAAGACAUGGAUUUCUGGGAAGACUUGGAUUUUCAGGAAGUCUUGGAUUUUCAGGAAGACAUGGAUUUCUGGGAAGACAUGGAUUUUCAGGAAGACAUGGAUAUUCAGGAAGACUUGGAUUUCUGGGAAGACUUGGAUUUUCAGGAAGACUUGGAUUUCUGGGAAGACAUGGAUUUCUGGGAAGACUUGGAUUUUCAGGAAGACAUGGAUUUUCAGGAAGACAUGGAUUUUCAGGAAGACUUGGAUUUUCAGGAAGACAUGGAUUUUCAGGAAGACAUGGAUUUUCAGGAAGACUUGGAUUUUCAGGAAGACUUGGAUUUCUGGGAAGACUUGGAUUUUCAGGAAGACAUGGAUUUUCAGGAAUACAUGGAUUUUCAGGAAGACUUGGAUUUUCAGGAAGACUUGGAUUUCUGGGAAGACUUGGAUUUUCAGGAAGUCUUGGAUUUUCAGGAAGACAUGGAUUUUCAGGAAGACAUGGAUUUUCAGGAAGACUUGGAUUUCUGGGAAGACUUGGAUUUCUGGGAAGACUUGGAUUUUCUGGAAGACAUAGAUUUUCAGGAAGACAUGGAUUUUCAGGAAGACUUGGAUUUUCGGGAAGACAUGGAUUUUCAGGAAGACUUGGAUUUUCAGGAAGACUUGGAUUUUCAGGAAGACAUGGAUUUUCAGGAAGACAUGGAUUUUCAGGAAGACUUGGAUUUUCAGGAAGACUUGGAUUUCUGGGAAGACUUGGAUUUUCGGGAAGACUUUGAUUUCUGGGAAGACAUUGAUUUCUGGGAAGACAUCGAUUUUCAGGAAGACUUGGAUUUUCAGGAAGACAUGGAUUUCUGGGAAGACUUGGAUUUUCAGGAAGACUUGGAUUUUCAGGAAGACUUGGAUUUUCAGGAAGACAUAGAUUUCUGGGAAGACUUGGAUUUUCGGGAAGACUUGGAUUUCUGGGAAGACAUUGAUUUCUGGGAAGACAUUGAUUUCUGGGAAGACAUGGAUUUUUAGGAAGACUUGUAUUUCCAGGA